AUGUCUCUUGAUCGCCAUCAGGUUAUUAUUUUGAGUCGGGAGGAUGCAAAGCCGUUUAUGAGAUUAGAUGAGUAUUAUGACAUAGACAGAAAGUACGCUAAGCCUGGCUUUAAGAAUCGAGAUGGAACCUUUAAUUGGCAUUGCUCAUGUGUUAGCAGCUACAUGUCUGGACCCUGCGGAUAUUUUUUUAGAUCUUUUAUGUCAAAUGUAGAUAAAUUCGUCGGGAACGAGGAUACAUUCAAACAUGACGAAAAUCGAAAACUCUUCAGGAGCAUUCACUACAAAUUAAUGGGAUGCCUGAAGCAGUUCCCCACCUACUAUAAAAGUUUUAUUGAAGAUUAUGAUACACCUUUAACUGAAUUGCUUUCUGAAAAUAAACAAUCUCAAAGUUAG
Protopolystoma xenopodis is the source of this 393-nucleotide messenger RNA. The record is from the annotation of a GenBank genome assembly. Lineage: Eukaryota; Metazoa; Platyhelminthes; Monogenea; Polystomatidea; Polystomatidae.